UGUCGCAUAUAAGAAUUUAUGAUUUUAGAAAGAAGAAAGUACAUACUCAUAGUCGCAAACUUGCAAUUAAACUUUUCCCAGAGUGUUUAGUUUAUUAGUUUGUAUAUGGUCACACCUUGGAACUGAACUACUGAUUUGUGAGUGAUUAUAAAAAAUAUAAAACCCUGUCAGAUAGUGAAAAAUAGAACUUUGGUUGUUCUAGAGUCCAAUCGAGGUUAGAAAGUAGUGUCAUACUAAUAAGACAUUUGCCAACUGCCAAAAAUAUCUCUUUUUUUUUUGUAAAAAAAAUAAUUGAAUAUGACUAAAAUAUACGGCUUGCUUAUCACUAUGGUAAAUUUAUAAUGUAUGUCACAAAAUUUAGUUCACUCUUAAACUUCUCCUCGAGUGAUAUUACAAGAAUUAGCUUCAGGAUUCAAUCUACAAAACAACUAGCAGUAAGCAUGUCUACCUCAGCUUCUCCACCUAAUCUCUCUCUCAAAUCACGCCUUCGAAAUGGAGAGUGCUUGUAUGGGCUCUUCUUUGACACUUUCUCUCCCACCAUCGCCCAGAUUUCUGGGCAUGCUGGGUAUGAUUUUGUUGUAGUUGACAUGGAGCAUGGCUAUGGUGGGAUAUCCGAGGCUCUUUCUUGCCUCAACGCCCUUGCUGCCUCUCAAACUUCGGCAAUCCUACGAUUGCCAGAGUGUUCUGCCAUGUGGGCUAAGAAGGCCUUGGAUUUAGGUCCACAAGGGAUCAUGUUCCCCAUGAUUCACAACCCUGAGUUGGCCAAAGAGGCUGUAUCCUACUGUCGUUAUCCACGAGCUGGUAUUCGUGGGGUGGCCCAUCCUAUUACUCGGGCUUCCAAGUUUGGCUUUGAUUCAGAAUACCUAGACUGGUGUGAAGAGGAGUUGCUAAUCAUGUGCCAAAUUGAGUCCGAGGAGGCUGUUGAAAAGAUCCAUGGGAUCACUGCUGUGGAUGGGCUGGACUGUAUCAUGCUCGGGCCAACUGAUCUGAGUGCUAACAUGGGCUAUAUUAGGGAUCCAGGUAAUGAAAAUGCAGUGAAGGCGGUGCAGACGGUGGAGAAUGUAGUGUUAGACAUGCAAUCCAAGGGAAAUAAAAGUGUUUAUCUAGCCGGAUUUGCUAUGCCGCACGAUGAACCUAAGGAGCUCAAAAAGCGUGGGUAUAAUAUGAUUUGUGGUGCCGUUGAUAUUCUACUUUAUAGGGAUGCUGCCAUUAAGGAUGUUCAGAAGUUCAAAACUUCUAUCUAGGAAAAUGUUGCUACUAUGUUCCCAACUUGUAACAGCUAUUAAAUGUCUGCCAGUAUGUAGUUUUCAGGUGGGUGUGGGGGAGGGAAUUAAGAAUAAAUGAUAAUGAACUUCAUGUGUAUCUCUGUUCAAGUGUUUAUAUAUGUGUGUAUGAUCAAUCAAAUUAGCUAUAAGUACGACUUCACAUUGUAUUGGUUCUUUUGUGUCGCUGUUAUUGGAAUUUUGAAUCCGGGAACUUUGUGAAAUUGUUUUUUAUGUUUGUAUAUUUCAAGUGUCGGCUGAGUUCGAGGAGGCUGUGGAUACUGGAAUCAAUCCAGGAAAUCACAGCUAUAAGGUUGACUGCGUCAUGGUAGUGUGGGUUGGUCUGAGACUCUGGGUGCAAAAUUCUAAUAUGGAUUACCGAGUGCCUUAUGGAACCAGAUCUAUGUUCAAUUGAAUUAGUACUUGCUUAUGUGAAUCUUAGCCUAGGGUUGAGCCAAACUGGUUUGGUCGACCAGGACCCGAUCAAAGUUGGACCCCGGUUUGAGUUCCUACAUCCUGAUGAUAUCUGUAAGUAAAGCAUGCCCUAUUGGCUAUUGUAUAGUUAAAGGUAUUCAACUGUAUAAUGACAUUUGAUGGUAGUAAAAGACAGUGCAGUAGAAGCGGUGUAUAGAAUACAGUGUAACAGAAACAGACUACUACAACGCAAGGAGGCAUAUGAUUAAGGGGAUCUGGAAUAAUUGAUGUCAUAAGCAAAUUCCAAGUAUCACAAUAUUUUAAAUUUCGAUGUGAAGGUUUUUAAUUUAAAUAUUACAAAAUGAAUGGUACAUGUGAAUUGUGAAUACUGAAUACAUGUAUUCUAACAACAUGCUUAAUUGCUUAUAUUAUAGCUAAAUUACUCUCAAACUAGCUUAAUU
This is a messenger RNA of Amaranthus tricolor (Joseph's coat), 2137 nucleotides long. RefSeq lists its product as uncharacterized. Gene Ontology annotation, molecular function: aldehyde-lyase activity. The transcript has a single exon. Gene Ontology annotation, cellular component: cytoplasm. The coding region runs from base 342 to 1244 and encodes 300 amino acids. NCBI's taxonomy places the organism in Eukaryota, Viridiplantae, Streptophyta, Magnoliopsida, Caryophyllales, Amaranthaceae. The record is from RefSeq and is a predicted model, not a curated record.